Molecule: messenger RNA, 1716 nt
Organism: Penicillium angulare
Lineage: Eukaryota; Fungi; Ascomycota; Eurotiomycetes; Eurotiales; Aspergillaceae
Product: PPIL2 family peptidylprolyl isomerase
Exons: 3
Coding region: 1-1716 (571 amino acids)
Biological process (GO): protein folding; protein peptidyl-prolyl isomerization; protein polyubiquitination
Cellular component (GO): catalytic step 2 spliceosome
Molecular function (GO): peptidyl-prolyl cis-trans isomerase activity; ubiquitin-ubiquitin ligase activity
Source: RefSeq, a predicted model, not a curated record
AUGGGAAAAGGAACGGAUAAGCUCUACAUCACGCACUCCGAAUGGGCGUCGGACAAUGCAUUCUCUGCCAGUGCUGGCGCUGGAGUUGGGAAAGCUAAACGAGGUGGCUCUCAUGCAGCAUUCAAGCGCCUCCCGUUCAACUUCUGCUCCCUGUCACUUCAACCUUUUGCGCAUCCAGUUUGCACACAUACAGGGACCAUCUUUGACCUGACCAAUAUUCUCCCUUGGAUUAAAAAGCAUGGAACAAACCCGGUGGAUGGAUCCUCACUGAAGAGCUCUGACUUGAUCAAGCUCACCAUCGCGAAAAAUGAGGAAGGUGACUACGUCGACCCAGUGACCUACAAAGUUCUCACAGACAACACACACCUUGUCGCGCUACGGAAUACAGGAAACGUCUUUUCUUGGGACACAGUCGAACGCCUCAACAUCAAAGGAAAACUAUGGCGCGACCUGGUUACGGAUGAAGAAUUUAGUCGCAAGGAUAUCAUCACUCUCCAAGAUCCUCAAAAUGUCGAAUCUCGCAAUCUCAGCUCUUUCAAGUAUCUGAAGGAGGGACAAACCGAGAUUUUGGACGAUCAACAAUCGUCAGCCAGCGUCAACGCCAAUGCGCUGGGGAGCUCGGCAAAGAUAUUGAAAGCAAAGGAGGCCGUCGCAAAGGCACGGGCCGAUCGGGUACAGCAGCAAGGUAAUGCUUCUGCUUUGAAGGCAGAUCCCAAGUCAGGGGCCUUGACUUCUGCUGGAAAGCCCGGCCCAACCCAACCGGCAAAGCCUACACCUUAUAAUGCUGCGCGGUUCACCACCGGUAAAGCUGCUGCCUCGUUUACAAGUACCGGUCUCACACCCCACACCACGGGGGAACUAGCUCUUUUAUCUGAGGAAGAGUAUAUGCUAAAGCGAGGCCGGGUAAAGGCCAAAGCAUAUGCGCGAAUUGUGACCACCGCGGGGCACCUCAACCUGGAGUUGUAUCCUGAAUACGCCCCUAAAGCCGUGUGGAACUUCAUCCAACUAUCAAAGAAAGGCUACUACAAGGGUGUCGCCUUCCAUCGCAAUAUAAAAGGCUUUAUGAUUCAAGGUGGUGACCCUACAGGUAGUGGACGAGGUGGUGAGAGCAUCUGGGGCAAAUAUUUCGCCGAUGAGUUUGAGGGGCCUCUAAAACAUGAUGGACGAGGUACACUUAGUAUGGCCAACAAAGGAAAGAACACCAACAGCAGUCAAUUUUUCUUUGCCUACCGAGCUUUGCCUCACCUAGAUCGCAAGCACACCGUCUUUGGUCGGCUUAUCGACGAUCCGACUCCAUCUUCCACAACAUUGAACUCCCUGGAAACUAGCCCAGUUGACUCAAAUAACAACCGGCCUACCACGGAGAUUCGCAUCAAGGAUGUAAAUAUCUUUGUAGACCCAUUUGAAGAUUUCCUGAACCAAAAGCGUGCCGAGGAUGCUAAAGGCGGCGCUACCGACGUCCCUGAUGACGACGACGAGGCCGCUCGCCGGGUGGAAGAUGAUCGGAUGACCUGGACUGGAAAGCGCGUGCGUGGUCUUGGUGCCGAAUCAGCUGACAGUGCAUCUAGCGGAGUUGGGAAAUAUCUCAAGGCCGCCCUAGCCGACCGUGGCGAAGAAGACGAGAUUGUGGAGUAUGUUGAUGAAGAACCCGUCCCAGAACCUGCACGCAAAAAAGCGAAAGGAUCGGGCGGAUUUGGAGAUUUCAGCUCAUGGUAG